Molecule: messenger RNA, 2822 nt
Organism: Hymenoscyphus albidus
Lineage: Eukaryota; Fungi; Ascomycota; Leotiomycetes; Helotiales; Helotiaceae
Source: the annotation of a GenBank genome assembly
CUUUGGCAGAUGAUGAAAUAUUUGGGCCAAUGACAUAACACCUUUCGCUCCAUUGUCGAGGCAGGCGGGGGGAGGAAUAUGCAUAUAAGAUGGGAUGGACGUAGUGCGGGGCACGCCUACCUCAUCCAUGAUCUUCGUGCAGAUCUACAAGCAAGCUAAAUAAUCCCUUCCGAGUCUUCCUCCUCUUCUACUUAUCUCUCGUCCCGCUUUGAACGACUCUUCUGUUCCUCUUACAUAAAUUCUCACCUCAUCUUUUUUGGCGAACUUCCACCUACUUGCUCUACUUUUACCUACGAAACAACAUCAAUCUCCUCCAUCCUCUACAUUCUCCCUCUCCUCGGUUGUCGAAGCUCAACAGUCACAGACAGCAAGGAGAUUCGAUCGCAAACCUAUACAAAUACUCGUACUUUGCCAAAUUGGCUGGGCUAUCACAUCGAUUCACUAGCACACAAACUGGCAAUACAUUGCUUUUCUAACCUCGUCCACGUCCCUUGUUACUGUAUCGGUGCUCGAUCGCCGUGAUCACUGCCAUUGAAGCUCGUCUCAAUAUCCCAACAGCGUCAUUGUUGACUCGUUCGACCCUAUGCGAUAAAACCUACCGCCAGACCUAUUACAGCUUCGAAGAACUCGAGGCAAAGCCAUAGCUACAGUUCCCAUAGCGCUUGCAUACGUGCCAUCCUAUCACCGGAUUUUCAUUUCAUCAAGUGCUGUCUUUGAGACGCUGACAAGCAGAAACAAAAGAUCAACCAAUACCAACCAAAAUGAAGUUCAUGGGUUUUACACCUUUUGGGCAUAAGGAUUCGAUCAAUGACCAUAAUGUCUUAGUUACUCUCGCCAACGCCCAACGUCACCCCACCGUCGUCGCCGAAUGGGAACGUCGCAGAUCAGUCGAAGCACAAGAAGCGCACCUUGAUGGUGCCGGAUCCAAGAAAGAGGGUGAUGUGACUCCAGAUACCGAAGUCGGAAUUAGAACCAGCAGCAGUACCUAUGAUCCUUAUACCAUCGAAGGCCUCAAGGCGGAGGUCAAUGAAGAUGUUGCAGCUUCAGGUCAUGAUACCGCUUAUGAUUGUAAGUUUGCGCUGCGAAGACUCGCUUCUCAAACCAGAUGCUAAUUUAAAAUAGUGAAGAGCAAGGUCAUCAAUAAGGCUAUUCAAGAUAUUGGUAUGGGGUGGUAUAACUGGGAACUGUUCAUUCUUUGUGGAUUUGGAUGGUUUGCAGACAAGUAAGUGGUGUAUUAGUGUGUACGUGGUAACCCUCGGCUGACAAGAGUGACAGCCUGUGGCUUCAAGGUGUCGCCUUAACUCUACCCUCCCUCCAGGCAGAAUUUGGUGUCUCGGAAACAAACGUGAGAUACACCACUUGCUCGCUUUUCAUUGGUCUUUGCAUCGGUGCCAGUUUUUGGGGUAUUGGCUCUGAUAUUAUGGGCCGCCGUCUUGCUUUCAACUGUACCUUGAUGCUUGCUGGUAUUUUUGGAAUCUCUGCAGGUGCUGCACCUUCCUGGAUUGGUGCUUGCGGUCUUUUUGCAGCUCUUGGGGUUGGAGUUGGUGGUAACCUUCCGGUUGAUGGGGCAUUGUUCUUGGAGUUUCUUCCAAAUGCAUCUGGCCAGCUUCUCACCCUUCUCUCUGUUUGGUGGCCAGUUGGUCAACUUGUUGCUUCCUUAAUCGCCUGGGGCUUCUUGGGAUCGAAUUACUCUGUCAAUUUAGGAUGGAGAUACUUUGUCUAUACCAUGGGCACUUUGACAUUUGUCAUGUUUCUGGCACGAUUCUUCCUCUUCCAUCUUUAUGAGUCACCAAAGUUCCUCCUCUCUCGAGGUCGUCAAUCAGAGGCAGUCGGCGUAAUUCACGGAAUUGCUGCAAAAAACGGAACCACUACUUGGUUAACGGAAGAAAUUCUCAACGAGAUUGGAGGUGAUCCAGCUGCCGUCAGUGAUGUGAAACUCACCACCUCACAAAUUAUCAAGAGAAAGAUGAGUUCUUUCUCCGGUGAACGAAUCGGUCCUCUUUUUCACGAUAGAAAACUCGGUAUGACCACCGUCUUGCUCUGGUUCUGUUGGGCUACUAUUGGUAUGGGAUACCCCCUCUUCAAUGCAUUCCUCCCACAAUAUCUCGCUAGGGGGAAGACUUCAACUGGAGAAGCCGUCAGCAACCACAUCACCUAUCGAAACUACGCCAUCACCUCGGUCGUGGGCGUUCCCGGAUCCAUCAUCGCUUGCUAUACCGUUGACAUGAAAUUCAUUGGCCGUAAGGGCACAAUGGCCAUCUCGACGUGCAUUUCAGGCAUCUUCCUCUUUCUCUUUACCAUCUCGGCCGACUCGGAUUACCAGCUUGCUUUCUCCUCGAUCGAAGCCUUUUUCCAGAAUAUCAUGUAUGGUGUUCUGUACGCUUAUACGCCUGAGGUUUUCCCGGCCCCAGUGAGGGGAACUGGGACGGGCAUUUGUAGUUUCUUGAACCGAAUUGCAGGAUUGUGUGCCCCGAUUAUUGCGGCUAAUAUCCCCAGUGCUAACCCGAAUGCACCGGUCUUUGUAUCUGGAUCGUUGAUUUUGGCGGCCUUUGUAGCGAUGGUGCUUUUGCCGAUUGAGACGAUGGGGAAGCAGAGGUUGUGAUGAUUUCCGUUCACGCGGUGCGCGUUUGAAUCAGACUUUGGGGGUUUGGAUAGAGGUAGAGGGUGGGAAGCCUUUUUACUGACUUGGUGGACUGUUGGAUCAUUCUUUUUCGUUCUCUUCCUCGGAAUUUGGAGGGGUUAAUGGUAUGGCUGGGCCCUGGCGUGAGAUGGGAGACACUGUGGAAUAGUGGUUUUGAUGUGAUACGAUGCAUGUGAUUCGA